AUGUCUUUCCUGACCCUCACCUUGAACUGCCCUCUGGCUGAAGAAAGACCUAAUAUUCCUCCGAUUCGGACAAGGUGGCACUUGUCUACCCGCACCUGCCUCGGACUCGGCUAUCAAGGAGCAUUAAUACUAUUGGACGUUAUGCGUUACAAUUGUCAGUAGGAGCCGAUACCCUACUUCCGGUCUGGACGUAGCUCGAACGCAUCGACGAUGAGACCUGUCUUUUUAGAGGGCCCGGGCACUGAAGUCCAAUACCCAGUAUCUGCACACACGGCAAACUACUCAGAUGCAUUGACAGCGAGGGAGGUCAUCCUGCACACCGGCUUCGUUGGGCUGUUCUUCAACGGGUGCCUCGUGUCGGCCUUCAUAGCCUUUUUUAUAGCGCAGACCUGUAAGGUGUUCACGCACUACUACACCGAGCAGGUGUGGGACUUGCAACGCAUGGUGGGGUCUGGCGGCAUGCCCAGCUCCCACACCGCCCUCAUCGUGGCACUGACCACAGCGGUGGGUGUGGAGAACGGCACCAGCAGCACACUGUUCGCGGCGUGCCUGGUGCUGGCGCUCAUAGUCAUGUACGACGCCACGGGGGUGCGGCUGCACGCGGGCCGCCAGGCCACCGUGCUCAACAUCAUCAUCGCCGAGAUGCCGCCCGACCACCCCGUGCAGGACGGCGGGCGGCUGCGGGACUCGCUGGGGCACACGCCCAUACAGGUGGCUGUGGGCGCCGUGCUGGGUGUGGUGGUGGGGCUCGUAGUGGAGAACCUGUACUUGUUAGGAGACAAGUCCGGGGCGGGGGGCAGCUUCCACUGAGCGGGGCUGCAUGUGCCGAAGCCACAGCAGUGGCGGGGCGGCUGUGACAUCGCGCUGUGGUGGUGGAGCAUAGCGGGGUAGGUGGCGUCGCUUGCAUUCAUCAACGGUAGGGACUGGACUUGGGACUUGCAAUUAGGCUGAAGGUUGUGACGCCGCGUUGGAGAGGAUGUCCAGUUUGUUAUUCGGAUGUGCUCUUGUGGAACAGGUCUGAGGCUUCACGGUGGCACCCAAUAGAAGUUGGGUGCCUUGAUACCGAUGUUUCUGGGGGUGUGUUGGACUUGUGGGCUACCUGUGUUAGCAAUGUGCGUUCUGGUCAUUCUUUUCUGGAUAGGCUUUACAAGAAGAGGCGUCGGCGCGCAGGUUGAGACCGGGCUGUGUCUGGCUGGGGUCAGCGGGAGAGCACAACGUUCAAUGGGCAAUGGCGAGGGUGUGGCAGCUUUGUGGAGUCGGCGUCGGCUUGGCUGGUCGGGAUGUGAUGCUGGUCGGGAUGCUGCGAAGGGCUGUGCUUGACCUGGUCCCAGCGGGCAUCGGAGCCAACGGUACCUGGGGCCAAAGCGCCCCCUGGGUUACAUCCGGAAGGUGAUGUGAACUCGGUAGACUUUCGGGCUCAAGGGCUCAGCCGGUGAACGUGAUAUGUAUGUAGUGUGGGCCCACUCUAGGAAGGAAAGGAAGGUCCUCUGGGAACUGUACGUGUACUUUUGGCCAAGGAGCAUUCAUACUGGAUUAGCCUAACCUUGAAUAAGCGUCGAGGUGUAAGCCGUGUAACCAAACGGGUUG
Messenger RNA from Chlamydomonas reinhardtii, 1587 nucleotides. RefSeq lists its product as uncharacterized. The coding region runs from base 211 to 810 and encodes 199 amino acids. NCBI's taxonomy places the organism in Eukaryota, Viridiplantae, Chlorophyta, Chlorophyceae, Chlamydomonadales, Chlamydomonadaceae. The transcript has 5 exons. The record is from RefSeq and is a predicted model, not a curated record.